CCACGACGUGGAUUCAUUCAAUACUCAGCGGCCGGUAGUCUUGAUCGUGUCUGAUCCCGGUGUCUGAGUGAGUUUUUAAGGAUUCUUUCACCAAAUCCUCGCUUAAAAAUGGCUCCACCGAUCCCUCAGCGUGGUACAGUAUUCAAAACAGAUCCAGGAUCCGAUGCUAAAGGAAAGGCAGAGUUGGAAGAAAUGGUUAAAAAAGCCGAAUCUUGUGAGCGAGGUGUUCGUGCUAUCUUGUUAGGGCCUCCUGGGUCAGGCAAAGGAACACAGGCACCGAAACUUGCCGAGAGAUACUGUGUUUGUCAUCUGGCUACAGGUGACAUGUUGAGGGCUGUCGUUGCUUCUGGUUCAGCUCUUGGAAAGAAAGUUAAAGCAGUCAUGGACUCAGGAGCGCUUGUCAGUGAUGACCUAGUUGUGGAGCUAAUUGAUGACAACCUCAACAAACCAGAAUGUCAAAACGGUUGGCUCCUGGAUGGUUUCCCAAGGACUGUCACUCAGGCUGAGAAGCUUGAUGGGCUCCUUGAAAAGAGGAAGAGUCUACUUGAUGCAGUAGUGGAAUUUUCCAUCGAGGAUUCUUUACUUGUUAAAAGAAUCACAGGAAGACUUCUACACAAGCCUAGUGGCAGGACAUACCAUGAUGAGUUUCACCCUCCAAAAGUUCAUAUGAAGGAUGAUUUGACUGGUGAGCCUCUAGAACGACGUUCAGAUGAUAACGAGACAACCCUUGUCAAACGUCUCCAGGCGUAUCAUGCACAGACUGCGCCUCUCGUAGACUAUUACACUAGGCGUGGCAUCCACUACAAGAUAGACGCUUCCAAGCCUCCCAAUCUAGUCACCGAUCAAGUCCUGAAGGCUUUCGAAGCAGCUCAUGCCCGCUUUGCUGGAAAAAGUACCUAGUUAGUUCGUUUGACACAAGAAAUUGUUUCAAUUGAAUGUGGUGAAUUAAAUUUUGUUUUUACUUCUGAGAUUUGUAGGUUGCAGUGUUUCAUUCUGCCACAGGGAUCCCAAAACUUUUGGUUUGUUCGCACGGCAGAAGUUUAAACCUUUAAAAAGGUCUAGACUGACAGUGCAACGUUGGCCGCGACAGAGUUUAUUUUUCGAGGGAUGUCGCACGUAGCAUCUUUUUUCGUGUAACAAGACUAUAAAUUAAAGAAGCUAACUAUUUAUCUCA
Molecule: messenger RNA, 1174 nt
Organism: Actinia tenebrosa (Australian red waratah sea anemone)
Lineage: Eukaryota; Metazoa; Cnidaria; Anthozoa; Actiniaria; Actiniidae
Product: adenylate kinase 2, mitochondrial
Biological process (GO): ADP biosynthetic process
Molecular function (GO): ATP binding; AMP kinase activity
Source: RefSeq, a predicted model, not a curated record